UUGUUUUGAUAAUAUUUUGGCUGUGACUCAUUCGCCGGCUGGCCGAUGGCUGUUUUCACUUUUGUUGUGGCCCCGAACGGCAUUUAAGGCAUUCCGGUGUAGACAGCAGACCAGAAAGCAAGUGAACACGCAGUUCCGAGAUUACGCAGCACACCCACAAUUACUCAGUUCGGUUUGUCAAUAUGUUCGACUUCAAUUUGGAAUUUGCGCGUGGAGGUGCCCGCUUCACCAGCGAGCUUUUCCAGCUUUUGAGCGCUGGUGGCUUCAAGGAGAACGUAGUCUUCUCGCCCUUCUCCAUCCAAACGUGCAUUGCCCUGGCCUUUGCCGGAUCACAGGGCGAAACCGCCGACGAGAUCGCCAAGGCACUGCACUUUGUGUCCAACUUUCCGCCGGAGGUGGCCCAGACCUUCCAGUUUGUGCUAGAGAAGUAUCGCAAUAGCAACCUGCUGCGGGUGGCCAACAAGCUGUACGUGCAGGAGGGCAAGCAGCUGAAGGCCGACUACCAGGCGGCGAUCAAGGAGCAGUACCAUUCCGAGGCGGAGUCCAUUAACUUUGCGCUCAGCGAUGCCGCCGCCCAGGCCAUCAAUGCCUGGGUGAAUGCCAAGACGCAGGGCAAGAUUACGGAGCUGGUCAGCGCGGACUCAUUCUCGGACAACACCCGGCUGGUCCUGCUCAAUGCCCUCCACUUCAAGGGCAGCUGGGCGCACAAGUUCAACGAGCAGCGCACCGAGGAGGAUAUCUUCUGGGUGGGCGAGGAGGAGCAGGUUAAGAUCAACUACAUGAACCAGAAGGCCAAGUUCAACUAUGGCUACUUUGAAGAUCUGGGUUGCACUGCUCUCGAGAUGCCAUACCAGGACUCGGAUCUAUCCAUGUUCGUGCUGCUGCCGCAGGAGCGGACGGGACUUUACCCCCUAGCCGAGAAGCUGAAGACUGUGAACCUGGUGGAUUUGGCCGACAAGUUGACCGUCGAAGAGGUCCAUGUCAAGUUCCCCAAGUUCAAGGUGGACUACUCCCUGGAAUUGGCCGAGAAGCUGAAGAAGCUGGGCAUCAACAAAAUGUUUACGGAUGGAGCUGAGUUUAACAAUCUGCUGGAAUCCCCCGAGGGCGUCUUUGUGUCCAAGGUGCUGCACAAGGCCACCAUCGAGGUCAACGAGGAGGGCACGGAGGCGGCGGCUGCCACCGGCAUGAUCAUGAUGACCCGCAUGAUGACCUUCCCCCUGCAGUUCCAGGCGGACCGGCCCUUCCUCUACGUCAUCUGGAACAAGAAGAACAUCCUCUUCGCCGGCGCCUUCGUUAAGGCUGCUUAAAAGCCCAUUUCUCACUCUUUUUGUAUUGUUGUUAAAAAAAAGUAUUGUUAAAUAAAUAAGCGCUCCAUGACUAA
This is a messenger RNA of Drosophila teissieri, 1381 nucleotides long. Its product is annotated as serine protease inhibitor 42Dd. Gene Ontology annotation, molecular function: serine-type endopeptidase inhibitor activity. The record is from RefSeq and is a predicted model, not a curated record. Lineage: Eukaryota; Metazoa; Arthropoda; Insecta; Diptera; Drosophilidae. The transcript is spliced from 2 exons. The coding region runs from base 183 to 1307 and encodes 374 amino acids.